AGCCCACCGCCCUUUCCUCCAGCGACCGGCCGGCCUUCCCUGCAGCCUCGGCCUCGAUGCUGUCUCGUCGCUUCUUCGUCGCCGGCUGCGCCCUGCUCUGGCUCGUGCUGGGCCUGGCCCACGCCGCCAAGAACAUUUAUUCCACCGAGAUCACCCCCGCCAUCGACCUGAGCAAGUUUGCUUUUUACGAGGAUCGUUUCACCAAUGACGGCACGCCGUCGCCCAUGAAGCUGUUCUGGAGCAUCGAAAACCAAACCACCCUCCAUGGCGUCAUAACCUUACAACCGACGAUUGUGUCUCCUGGCCAGCCUGUGACAAAUGCUUGGGUCGGCUUUGGACUGGGCGAGUCCAUGCUCACGGCUGACCUGUUCUUGGUCUGGGCCAACAGCAGUGGCCCCGUCAUCUUGGUCGAAGCCACGUCCGGCGGGCAGUACGGACCGGUGGUCAAGCUCAACCCGGGUGUGAUGACGGUUCUCUCGAGCUCGCAAGCCAACAACACUCUUAUGCUGGAGUUUACUCGGCCACUCCUGCCCAGCGACCCUCACAGAAUGGCAAUCACCGGCUCGACGCAGCAGCCCACCAUCUGGGCGUACAACCUCCAGCCGGACUCCAACAGCCCCGGUGGCUGGAUGUUCACUCACGGCAUCAAUCGUGGCAGUGUUGAUAUCAACUUCAUGACCGGUGACGCCAACGUUGUCCCCUAUGGACUCCCACGCACAUCCAAGUUUAUUCAUGGUGCCUCCAUGACUUUUGGCUAUAUGAUUAUCUACCCGGCGGGCGCCUUUAUCGGCCGCUACUGCCGGUCGAUCGACUCAUGGCUCCAGUACCACGUACUCUGCCAGAGUAUCUCAACCGUCAUCAGCGUGGCCGUGGCCAUCUACCUCGCCACGAGCUUUACGUUCCCCUGGUGGACUCUGACCCAUCGCCACACCAUCCUCGGCAUCACGCUCAUCACCUUAGUGACCUUCCAGGGCUUCACGGGCUUGUUACACCGUCUCUCCAUGACGAAUGAGCGUCUCGCUUCGUUCAAGAAACCUCUCCAGGUCUACCAUCGCUAUAGCGGCUGGGCUAUCAUCCUUAGCGCAACGGUCCAGGUUGGCUUCGGCAUCCAAAUCCUGUGGCCGCUUGAGGUCGCGUCGUCGGGCCAUGGACAGCUCGCCUUGUUCUAUCUCCCCUGGGCCAUAUAUGGGCUUAUCAUUGUCUUCUGGAUCGUCCUCUUCACGGGGGCAGAGAUUAUCUAUCGCACGAAGUUCGUCAAUCGCGACAAGAAGCUCUCAAAGUCGGCUCCUGCCACUGCCGAAUCCAGCCAAGACAUCAAGAACCCGCUGCUGUUCUCCAACAACGUCACAGAUGGAAGCGAGUAUCCCGAGUGGACCUGGCAGGAGAUUGACCAGCGCGUCCAACGUGGCGAGCUACUGGUCGUGGCCGACGGCACGUACAUCUACGAUGCCUCCAAGUGGCUCUCGUCGCAUCCUGGUGGACAGCUCGUCCUGCAGUCCGUCGCCGGUACAGACAUCACCAACGACUAUUUCCAUGAGGCGGGCUUCGACACAGAGACCUUCAUUGCCAACAAUGCCAUUGUCGAUCGUGCCAUGUCCAACAUCACGCGCUCACUGCCUUCUGAGCUGAGGCGUGAUUUCGUCCAAAAUCCAGCUCUCCAGUCUUCCAUAAUGAGAGAGCGCAUCAUCAGCUAUCGCCCGUCCGUGAUGAGCGUUUCGCACAUGCAAAUGCUCACCGAAGCCGAAUAUCACAGCGUCUUCCGCGCCCGCCGCCCGCACGUCCACACGCGACUCGCCAUUCAGAAGCUCUCGUCGAUGCUGGUUGCUACGGUCAAGAACAGCGAUUAUGAGGUGUCGAAUCGCGAUCUUGCCCAAGACCCGUACGAGUACCGGCGAUACGCCGUCGUCAGCAACCUGUGUGAAACAACUCUGACGACAGGCGAACCCGUCUUCAGGAUGAAGUUCUCGCAGCUGUACCCUCUAUACAGCCGUUUCCGAGAGGCCGAGCCAUUCCUCCCAGGACAAACAGUCGAAAUCCAGAUCCGAAUCGACGGUCGCCCCCAGACUUGCUCGUUCGCCCCCGUGAAUGGUAACACGUCGGUCUUUGAGAUCCUGGUGCCCUCGGGCGAAAGCAAGUUCUUGAAAGUCUUGACCUCCCAGAUCGCAGGAGAGCGCCAGGUCAAGAUCCGUGGACCCUUCGGAGCACCUCUCGUCAGCCCCAGAGCCCCGAUCAAUGCCCUGGGUGGAUAUUGCUUCGACUCGAUGAUCAUGGUAUGCGAAAACAAGGAAUUUUCGCUGGCCCUCCAGCUCCUGAGCUACCUGUUUCUGCCGAAAUAUGUGAACCUGAUGGUCAACACCCCCUACGUCGCCCAAAACUACGACCAGCUCACCAUCCAGCCGGGCGACUUGAUUCUUGUGCACGAGCACUACUACGACGGCUGGGCCAGAGGUGCGCUGGUCUCGACGGGCCAGAUCGGCUACUUCCCACUGGGCGUCACCAACCCGUACUGCGGCAACAUCGUUCGUCUGAUCAUUCUCCAUGAUGCCAACAACGCCAAUGACGUCUAUGGUGCCAACAUCUUGGAGGGCGCUCAGUGCGCCUACCCCGGCAAUAUCUCGGUGAUCCACCGCUUCGAAUCGGACCGUCCGCCAAUGUCCGCCCAGCAGCUGGAUGUCAUUGCUCCUGGACAGAAGAUCUGGGGCAAGCCCCGAGGCUCGAUCAUUCGCAGCGUGCUCGAUAACCCCACCAACGGAUUCUCUCGCGCCGGAAUCCCGCCCAGCGACGAGUACCACAGCCAACGCAUCUUCGUCUGUGGCGGCCCUGAGCUGGACAGAUUGGUGCGAGUCACUGCCGCUACUCCGGAGGUUGGCAUUCCCCAAACCGAUAUUCUUACCGUCGUAAGCCGAUAGUGUGCACGGCAUCACGAAAGGCCGCCCUCCCUAUUAUGUUCUCUCGGCUCUCGCUCCAUCCCCCCCCCCUGCGUAAGCGUAACUGGAUGCACUUCCACUUUCCCGACAUCACAACGUACAACCGACCAAGUUGGGGACAAGCGACAGCGGCUGUUCUUGGCGUUCACACCUUUGACCCAUCAUUAUUCAUCAGUGCCCAACUCAAGCAGUGCCUUUUUUUCUCUUGUGGAGCUUCCAAUACAAUGCCGUUACUUUCUCUGA
Polychytrium aggregatum is the source of this 3170-nucleotide messenger RNA. RefSeq lists its product as uncharacterized. The record is from RefSeq and is a predicted model, not a curated record. The transcript has 5 exons. NCBI's taxonomy places the organism in Eukaryota, Fungi, Chytridiomycota, Chytridiomycetes, Polychytriales. Bases 57 to 2909 code for a protein of 950 amino acids. Gene Ontology annotation, molecular function: protein binding.